AUGCCGCCCAAGCAGUCGAACCCCAAGGAUCCCUUGAUCAGCGACGACGAUGAGGUCCUGCAGGCCGUUAUCCUCUCUGACAGCUUCAACAAGCGAUUCAGGCCGUUGACAAGGCGCAAACCCCGAUGCCUGCUGCCGAUUUGCAACGCACCGCUACUGGAUUGGACACUUGAGAGCCUUGCGUUGGCUGGCGUGCAAGAGAUCUUUGUGAUCUGCCGCUCAUACGCUACACAAGUCAAAGCCGCGCUCAGUAAAUCAAAAUGGUCUGCACCCAACUCCGGGAUCAAAAUUACACCCAUAAUGACCGCGAAGGAAACGUUCUCCCCGGGAGAUGCCAUGCGCGAUAUAUACACCCGUGGCCUACUGACAAGCGAUUUCGUGCUGGUGUACGGCGAUCUAGUGAGUAAUAUCAGGAUAGACGACGUCGUGCGUGUGCACAAGGAGCGGCGGAAGGUCAACAAGGACGCCAUUAUGACUAUGGUCGUCAAAGAAGCGGGCAUUGGACACAGAACCAGGUCAAGAGGCGAAUCGUCCGUCUUCGUGCUGGAUCCAGAGACCUCGGAAUGCUUGCAUUACGAGCCUGUAAUGGGAUAUCCACGUAAAUCUGUGGCACGUAUUCCCCGCGAGGUUGUCGCAGCACACCCUCGAAUUGAGAUUAGGAACGAUCUCAUCGACUGUCAGAUUGACGUCUGCUCUGUUGAGGUCCCGUCAUUGUUUACAGACAACUUUGAUUAUGGCGAUAUUCGCCGAGACUUCGUCCACGGCAUCCUGACCUCCGAUCUGUUGAUGAAAAACAUACAUUGCUACAUUGCCAAGGAGGGAUACGCAGCGCGGGUGCAGGACACACGGAGUUAUGAUUCCGUUAGUAAAGACAUCCUCUCCCGAUGGACGUUUCCCAUGGUCCCAGACAAUAACCACCCUGCUGAUCACGCUUACGAACAUAUCCGCGGAAACAAAUAUAUUCCUAAAGACAAUAGCGUCGUCUUGGCACGAACGUGUAAAAUUGGGCCCAAAUCUCUCAUCGGGCCCGCUUCCAACUGUUCGGAGGACACUACGAUCACUUCCUCCGUUAUCGGUGCCAACUGCGUUAUCGGCCCACGGUCAACGAUCUCGAACGCGUAUAUAUUUGAUAACACGGUUAUUGGCGCGGAUUGUGUUAUUGACCGGAGCAUCGUUGGGUCGAACGUCCAGGUGAAGGAUGGAAGUCGUAUUGAACGGGGGUGCCUUGUGGGAGAUGGCGUUGUAGUGGGCCCUGGCGCGGUCCUGACGCCGUUCGAGAGGCUGAUGAAGAAAGAUGACGAAGGUGAAGAUGCGGCAGGCGGGGAUAAUGAAGAGGAGGAAGAGGAGGAAGACUCAGACGAAGAGGAUUUGGAAGAAUAUCAGAAAAAUGUCAAAAGUAUACUGGGUAAAGACUCUAACGCACUAGUUUGGCCAAGAGGUCCCCCAGAAGACGAGGACGAGGAGGACGAAGAGAACGUCGAGAAUUUCACCAACCAGCGGUUCAUGCGGUUAGGUGACGAUCUCUCCGACCUCGAUUCGGACAGUUCUGCAGAUUCUUCCACCGACAAUUCUGAUUCCGAUUCGGACUCUGACACUGAAUCCGUCACCUCUGUCGCCACAUCUACAUCAGCUUCGCAUGUACCUACGACGCCUACCAUCGCUGUGCCCAGUAGCGCCGCAGUGGCAGAGUAUGAAUUCCGUGUCGAAGCUAAGCAGUCCCUCGAACGUGCGUUCGCGGAAGGGCAUUCAGUCGACAACGCCGCAGUGGAGUUGAAGACUCUUCGUAUGGCAAGCAAUGUCCCGCUCAGUCGGGUACGAGAGGCCGUGGUCGGUGCUAUCGUGGAGCGUAUCAAGAUAGGCGGCGAAGUAGCAGAGCAGAGGAAGGAGAUCGCGACUGUAAUCAGCAGAUGGGGUGAACUGAUUAACAAAAUCGGAGGCGUGGACGCGGUGGAGACGAUUACCGCGCUACAGUUCCAUUGUGCUGGAUCAGAUAGGCUUCCUCUAUUCGGGCAAAUUCUCGCAGCUUUGUAUCAAGAAGACAUCGUGGAGGAGGAGGACAUCAGGGCUUGGCACGCACUCCCGGCUUCAAAGGGUGCGGAGGUAGUGCCGGGGCUAGAUGCCGAUAACAUUAAGAAGUGCUGGGCUGUCGGAGAACGCAUGAUACAACAAUUCGACGAACAGGAGAGCAGCGAGGAAGAGGACGGCGGAGAAACUGACGAAGGCGAGGGCACAACCGAAGGCGAAGGCACGACUGAAGAAGGCACAACCGAAGAUGAAAGCGAAGAAGAUAGUGAUUGA
Molecule: messenger RNA, 2298 nt
Organism: Pleurotus ostreatus (oyster mushroom)
Lineage: Eukaryota; Fungi; Basidiomycota; Agaricomycetes; Agaricales; Pleurotaceae
Exons: 10
Coding region: 1-2298 (765 amino acids)
Biological process (GO): biosynthetic process
Cellular component (GO): eukaryotic translation initiation factor 2B complex
Molecular function (GO): translation initiation factor activity; guanyl-nucleotide exchange factor activity; translation initiation factor binding
Source: RefSeq, a predicted model, not a curated record